Molecule: messenger RNA, 1296 nt
Organism: Schistosoma mattheei
Lineage: Eukaryota; Metazoa; Platyhelminthes; Trematoda; Strigeidida; Schistosomatidae
Source: the annotation of a GenBank genome assembly
AUGCUGUUGAGUAAUGGGAUUAAAUAUCUAACUGGUACAUAUACAUAUUUAUUGUCAUCAUCAUCAUCAUCAUCAUCAUCAUCAUCAUCAUCAUCAUCAUCAUCAUCAUCAUCAUCAUCAUCAUCAUCAUCAUCAUCAUCAUCAUCAUCAUCAUCAUCAUCAUCAUCAUCAUCAUCAUCAUCAUCAUCAUCAUCAUCAUCAUCAUCAUCAUCAUCAUCAUCAUCAUCAUCAUCAUCAUCAUCAUCAUCAUCAUCAUCAUCAUCAUCAUCAUCAUCAUCAUCAUCAUCAUCAUCAUCAUCAUCAUCAUCAUCAUCAUCAUCAUCAUCAUCAUCAUCAUCAUCAUCAUCAUCAUCAUCAUCAUCAUCAUCAUCAUCAUCAUCAUCAUCAUCAUCAUCAUCAUCAUCAUCAUCAUCAUCAUCAUCAUCAUCAUCAUCAUCAUCAUCAUCAUCAUCAUCAUCAUCAUCAUCAUCAUCAUCAUCAUCAUCAUCAUCAUCAUCAUCAUCAUCAUCAUCAUCAUCAUCAUCAUCAUCAUCAUCAUCAUCAUCAUCAUCAUCAUCAUCAUCAUCAUCAUCAUCAUCAUCAUCAUCAUCAUCAUCAUCAUCAUCAUCAUCAUCAUCAUCAUCAUCAUCAUCAUCAUCAUCAUCAUCAUCAUCAUCAUCAUCAUCAUCAUCAUCAUCAUCAUCAUCAUCAUCAUCAUCAUCAUCAUCAUCAUCAUCAUCAUCAUCAUCAUCAUCAUCAUCAUCAUCAUCAUCAUCAUCAUCAUCAUCAUCAUCAUCAUCAUCAUCAUCAUCAUCAUCAUCAUCAUCAUCAUCAUCAUCAUCAUCAUCAUCAUCAUCAUCAUCAUCAUCAUCAUCAUCAUCAUCAUCAUCAUCAUCAUCAUCAUCAUCAUCAUCAUCAUCAUCAUCAUCAUCAUCAUCAUCAUCAUCAUCAUCAUCAUCAUCAUCAUCAUCAUCAUCAUCAUCAUCAUCAUCAUCAUCAUCAUCAUCAUCAUCAUCAUCAUCAUCAUCAUCAUCAUCAUCAUCAUCAUCAUCAUCAUCAUCAUCAUCAUCAUCAUCAUCAUCAUCAUCAUCAUCAUCAUCAUCAUCAUCAUCAUCAUCAUCAUCAUCAUCAUCAUCAUCAUCAUCAUCAUCAUCAUCAUCAUCAUCAUCAUCAUCAUCAUCAUCAUCAUCAUCAUCAUCAUCAUCAUCAUCAUCAUCAUCAUCAUCAUCAUCAUCAUCAUCAUCAUCAUCAUCAUAUUCUUCUUCUUCUUCUUCUUCUUCUUCCGUGAGUUGUGCACUUUCUAUACUGUGUGAGUGA